Macrosteles quadrilineatus (aster leafhopper) is the source of this 2078-nucleotide messenger RNA. RefSeq lists its product as uncharacterized. NCBI's taxonomy places the organism in Eukaryota, Metazoa, Arthropoda, Insecta, Hemiptera, Cicadellidae. The record is from RefSeq and is a predicted model, not a curated record. The transcript is spliced from 8 exons. The coding region runs from base 171 to 1169 and encodes 332 amino acids.
UUUCACUAGGACGUAACUUGGCUCCCCCUGCUCCCUCCUUAUCACUCUCUCCUCCAGUCCCGCUCAGUACAGUGAGUGAACGUGAGCUUGUCGUUCGCCGCACGUUACCAUCUCUUACCACACUCGCAGCCGACACUUCCUGGUAGCGCCGAACAUCAUACGGUCAGGACAUGUUGGCGAGGACGCUGCUGGUGCUGGUCGCUGGGCUAGUCACCGCCCAGUUACUUAGUGCGCUACCUUUAGACACGGAUAGUCUGCAAACUGACACCCUUCUGAAACAGGAGAGUGAACAGCUGACGAGCUCGCUGGAGUCGUCGGACGGCGCCCCCGUGGUGAGGGAGAAGAGGACCAUAGGAUUUCUUAGACAGCUGUUCCCCACUCUCUCACAGAUAAUUGACAGAAAAAUACAAUCCAUCACAAGGCUACUUUUCCGACUAAUCGGUCGGCUGGUGCUGAGAGGAGGCGGCGGAGGUGGAGGAGGGGGCGGAGGUGACUCCUCGGACGACGACAGUGAGAGGAGAGUCCAAAUCACUCUCCCCACCUUCCCUCCGUCAGCAGACGACGAAGACGAAGAAGAUGAAGACUCGACGGGUUCUGACGACUCCACAACCACCACCACCGAGCCGAGUGCUGAUGAGAAUGCAGUUGCGGAGUCCAAGGUAGCUCCCGUGAUCGUGAGGAAGACAAGGCAAGCUCCUGCCGCCGCUGCUGAAGAAGAAGAAGAGUAUGAGGACGAUGAUCUAGGCGUUGCUGCGUCCAAUGACAACGAGGUGGCCCAGAGUGCCGAGGAGGAUGGGGAGGUAGAUUCCGAGUCAGCAGAGACGGACGACCAGAGAGACAAGAGGUUCUCGAGCGGAGCCGCAGGCGCAGGAUCUGGUGGUGGCUCCGGGAACUUCCUCUUUGAUAUCAUCCGGCUGGUGGCAGGCAGUGGUACGACCCAGAGUCAAGAUGAGGCUGACAACGCACCGUUGGACGAAAACACGACCCACACAGGAGAGGCUAAGCACGACGACGGCUACAGCGCUGGUGUGCCCGGACCUCUUACUCGACUCUUUGUCAUAGCCAACCGCGGAAUUGCCAAUCUCAUCCAGGAUCUCAUUCUUCGUCUAGCGCAAACUAGCGAGAGAAUAGUGAACUUCAAGGCUCGUCUGAUCACCUCCAUCAUCUAAACUUCGUCAGUUCGGCUCAGUUACCAUGACUUCGGCAUACUUGGGGUUUUACUUCGUCGACACGUCAAAUGCUCAAUCACGCUGCACCAAAUAUCGCCAACAAUCUGCUUGUAGAACAAAUCUGUGCUCUAAUCUUCCGGAAAGCCGUAUUAUUUAUUUAUUUAUUACAGUGAACCCCAACAGAUGGGAGGGGAGUGGGUACAGAUUGUAUUCUCUGUGCCUUCGCCCCUUGUUAGGCCGAGAUCGAUAUGUACUGUAUUAUAUACACCGCGCAAUGUACAUAGACACAACCUGCAUAUCGAGUAAGACUGAUUCCGACGAGUCGACUCUCAUUGCUGUUGGAGUAAAAUGAAAACUAGCAGUGAGAAAUUUUGUAAAUUUGAACGAAGGACGAUUCCAAUUAAAGGUAUAACAUUUUAAAAUAUCACAUCACAUAAUUUCUUGUAAUUUCCUUUAAAAAUCAGUUUUUUUGUGUUGUGACUCAUACUCUUCAGCGAAUCAAUAUAAUUCAGAAGUCUAUUAAAUUACUUAACUGAUAUAUUAACCUAUUUUCCCAUAGAAAAAGAACUGUGUUAAACAUUAAGGAUUGUAUAUAAAAUUAGUGUGAUUUAUGACUAUAUAAUUUGUUCAAAAUUGCAGAAAACAUUCCAUUAACCUAGAAAUUAAACCUCCAUUUGUCCUAUUUAUUUUUACCUCUUACUAGUAAGCUCUAAAUAUACUUAGUAAUAAAAUAAAUAAUUUUAGUAACUAAGGGAAUCAAAAGUUAGUUAUAGUUUCAUUACUUCUGUACAUCAGCAUUCAUCAAUAUACCAUUUAUUUUUUAAAUUUCCCUGAAGUGUGAAACUGUUUAUAAAGCUUUUAUUGUGCACAUAUGAAAAUUUAGAAAUAAAUUAUAUGUAAAUACGUAAA